Messenger RNA from Salmo salar (Atlantic salmon), 1127 nucleotides. The record is from RefSeq and is a predicted model, not a curated record. Lineage: Eukaryota; Metazoa; Chordata; Actinopteri; Salmoniformes; Salmonidae.
CGGAGGUGUAUUCAUUACGGAAACCGUUUAUUGUUUAAGAACCAAAAACGGAAGCAAACAUAACAAAACGAGAGCUUCUAUUGAACAAAUUCAGCUAGGUCCCGCCCCGUUUGUUCCGUUUGCUUCCGUUUAAGAAACGUUUUGCAACCGAUUCUGCGUAAUGAACACGCUCCAGCGUGAUCAAUGGAAGAUGGCGACGCGAGUCCUUCAGAGAUUUGGCAAUGGCCUGAAUCAGGCAAAAAACACGGCCCAGUCAACAGGACAGACCGUCGUUUUAUCCAGGGGGUUGUCAGCGUCAAACCAUAGGAAUCGUGAAGACAGCUGGUUCAAGUCGCUAUUUGUGCGUAAAGUUGAUCCCAGAAAGGAUGCCCACUCCCACUUGCUUACCAAGAAUGAGGAAAGCAACCUCUACAAAAUCCAGUUCCAUAACGUGAAACCAGAGUGCCUGGAUGCCUACAACCAGCUUUGUGAGGAGACCCUGCCAUCUAUCCAUAAUGAUAAGUACUAUCCCUGUGAGCUGGUGGGUACCUGGAACACCUGGUAUGGAGAGCAAGACCAGGCCGUCCAUAUGUGGCGGUAUAGAGGAGGAUACCCAGCUCUGACUGAGGUCAUGAGCAAACUUAGGCAGAACAAGGAGUUCAUGAAGUACCGGGAGGAGAGAGGGAAGAUGCUGUUGUCUCGUAGGAACCAACUGCUCCUGGAGUUCAGCUUCUGGAAUGAGCCCAUCCCCAGGAAGGGACCCAACAUCUACGAGCUCAGGUCCUACCAGCUCAGACCUGGCACCAUGAUUGAGUGGGGUAAUUACUGGGCCAGAGCUAUUGGCUACCGCCAGCACAAUAGUGAGGCUGUCGGAGGGUUCUUCUCCCAGAUCGGAAACCUCUACAUGGUGCACCACCUCUGGGCUUACAAAGACCUUGAGGCCAGAGAAGCCACAAGGAAUGCAGCUUGGCAACAUGAGGGUUGGGAUGAGGUUGUGUAUUAUACAGUUCCUCUCAUUCAGCACAUGGACUCCAGAAUCAUGAUCCCAAUGAAGGCUUCCCCGCUGCAGUAACCUGAGAGAACACAGAAGGCCGAACGCCAAACCUCACCUGUUUUAAAUGUAACAAAAAGUAAAAAAAUCUCACUGC